UGCUUCCUGUUGGGUUGUCACAAGAUAAAGCGACCCCUCUCUGUCUCUGUCUCUAUUAGAUUUCCUUUGACACGUUUGCCUUCACCUGUAACAGGAGCGACUAGAAGAGUCCUGCACGCAAAGAGCUAGCUCUAACAGUUUCUCCCUAAUCCUCUCGAAAUGUCUUACAAUCCAGAAUAUGAUUAUCUUUUCAAACUUUUACUCAUUGGUGACUCAGGUGUAGGCAAAUCUUGUCUUUUGUUACGAUUUGCUGAUGACACAUAUACUGACAGUUAUAUCAGUACUAUUGGGGUAGAUUUUAAAAUUCGGACGGUCGAAUUGGACGGAAAGACAAUAAAACUACAAAUCUGGGACACGGCAGGUCAAGAGAGAUUCAGAACUAUCACGUCCAGUUAUUACAGAGGAGCUAAUGGUAUCAUUAUAGUCUUUGACGUCACUGAUCAGGAGUCAUUCUCAAAUGUUAAAGUUUGGCUGCAAGAGAUUGACCGAUAUGCUAGCACUAACGUAUGUAAGCUAAUGGUUGGGAACAAAUGUGAUCUGACCAACAAGAAAGUCGUGGACUUUACUACAGCAAAAGAAUUUGCCGAUCAGCUAAGCAUACCAUUUUUGGAAACAAGUGCCAAGAACGCCACAAAUGUAGAGCAAGCCUUUAUGACGAUGGCAGCCGAGAUAAAGAAGGUACAAGGAAACGAACCUGCUCCGGGCGGUGGUGGUGGAACAAACGUGAAGAUCACACAAUCCCAACCAAUAAAGGAUAAACCGAAUAGCGGUGGUGGGUGUGGCUGUUAACUGGGCGGGGCAGGUCCAGUUAUUGCCUACUAUCUACCGAAAUGCCCAUUUGUUAAGCUGUGUCAAUGUAGAGAACUAUAUUAUUAUUAUUAUUAUUAUUAUUUAAUAAUUGUUAUUAUUAUUGUUAUUAUUAUUAUUAUUCACAUAAAUUUUGUUUGUGUUAGGAGCUUAUUAAUUUGUGUAUGAUAUGUGUGUGUUUUUUGUCCCUCUCUUUCUCUCUCUCUGCUUGAAUUUUAAUAUGUAUUAAGUAAGCAACUGCAUGUACAUGUGUAAGAGGAGGAAAAAGAAAGAGAGGGAGGAAAUGCUGUUCUUUCAUGGUUGGUUUUGAUCCUCUCACUCGUCCCAAGUCUCCUUUACUCAUUUUAUUAUUAAUAAACUCUCUAUUGUAAUGCUCUUUCCAACAUUAUUCUUUGUAAAAAUCUUAAGGCCGUUAUAUUAUUUCUUAUGAUAAAUUUAUAAUGCUCAA
Messenger RNA from Amphimedon queenslandica, 1255 nucleotides. RefSeq names its product ras-related protein ORAB-1-like. Lineage: Eukaryota; Metazoa; Porifera; Demospongiae; Haplosclerida; Niphatidae. Gene Ontology annotation, molecular function: GTP binding; GTPase activity. The coding region runs from base 160 to 789 and encodes 209 amino acids. The transcript has 7 exons. The record is from RefSeq and is a predicted model, not a curated record.